Messenger RNA from Jaculus jaculus (lesser Egyptian jerboa), 1318 nucleotides. RefSeq names its product EBP cholestenol delta-isomerase (gene Ebp). Lineage: Eukaryota; Metazoa; Chordata; Mammalia; Rodentia; Dipodidae. The record is from RefSeq and is a predicted model, not a curated record. Gene Ontology annotation, molecular function: C-8 sterol isomerase activity; steroid Delta-isomerase activity; cholestenol delta-isomerase activity. The transcript is spliced from 5 exons. Bases 330 to 1046 code for a protein of 238 amino acids. Gene Ontology annotation, biological process: cholesterol biosynthetic process. Gene Ontology annotation, cellular component: membrane; endoplasmic reticulum.
GCAAGAUUUGGUACGGGUAGAAAACACCCACCAACCUUGGCGGGUCCCAGUCUCCACCCCACUCCUGACUUGGUCUCAGCCAACAGCGAAAAUGGCACCACGCGCUAGGACAGGGCUGGCGGCCCACGGAGAUCUCCUAUUGGUGGAGGGCGCCUUCCCCCACCUCUUUAUUGGUCAGCUCCAUUAGGCGGGGAACCCGCAGGGAUGGGCCGGGUUAGGGAUGUUAGGGAGCCAGCUUCUGUGCCUGUAGAGUAGGGAGCUCCUGGGAAACGGCGCCGCAAUCGCGCAGCUUUAGGUUUUUCUGUUUCUUUUUUCUUCUCUGUUUUCACAUGCAGCCACCAGCCCAUCAAGACAUGACCACCAACGCAGGCCCUUUGCACCCAUACUGGCCCCGGCACUUGAAGCUGGACAACUUUGUGCCUAAUGACCGCCCCACCUGGCAUAUCCUGGUUGGACUCUUCUCCAUCUCUGGGGUCUUAGUUGCGAUCACAUGGCUGUUGUCAAGUCGAGCUUCUGUUGUCCCACUGGGUACUUGGCGACGACUGUCCCUGUGCUGGUUUGCAGUGUGUGCGUUCAUUCACAUGGUGAUUGAGGGCUGGUUCUGUCUCUACCACGAGGUACUUCUUGGAGACCAAGCCUUCCUAUCCCAGCUCUGGAAAGAGUAUGCCAAGGGAGACAGCCGAUACAUCAUUAAUGACACCUUCAUCAUCUUUAUGGAGACUAUCACAGCUUGCCUGUGGGGACCACUCAGCCUGUGGGUGGUGAUUGCCUUUCUCCGCCAGCAACCUCUCCGCUUUGUCCUACAGCUCGUGGUCUCUGCAGGCCAGAUAUACGGGGAUGUGCUGUACUUCCUGACGGAGCACCACAACGGGUUCCAGCAUGGGGAGCUGGGUCACCCCAUCUAUUUCUGGUUUUACUUUGUCUUCAUGAAUGGCUUAUGGCUGGUGCUGCCCGGAGUCCUCGUGUUUGAUUCCAUAAAGCAGCUCACUCAUGCCCAGAGCAUGUUGGACACCAAGGUCAUGAAGACCAAGAGCAAGAAUAACUAAGGAGCAGUGGAGUGGGUUGGAAUGCUGCUGAUUAGGCACUCUCCGCCGGCCAGAAGAGUCUAAUCCUGUUCCCACAGGUUGGAGGGUCAAAGCUAACUGAUCUGUCACACUCAGGUUAAUGAGUGGGCACAUAAAACAUCCAGGGACAGGAAAGGUAUGGGAUAUAUGGAGCUAUUGCCAGGAACCAUUGGGGGAAAGAUAGAAGAGAAGGCAGGAGGUCUGUGAUGGUGGCAGUUUUCAAAAAAUAGGAAAUAAAAUAUGUUAACUCUUAA